Molecule: messenger RNA, 2982 nt
Organism: Eufriesea mexicana
Lineage: Eukaryota; Metazoa; Arthropoda; Insecta; Hymenoptera; Apidae
Product: myb-like protein X
Exons: 3
Coding region: 1552-2982 (476 amino acids)
Source: RefSeq, a predicted model, not a curated record
AUAUCAAACGUCCAAGCUGUUUGUUCGGUCAGCUGGUCACUUGUGGGACUGCCUUGAAUGUUGGCAUACAAGCGCGCGGAGCAGUUGGCUCUUGUCAGGGCUCCAGGAAGGAUGCGCGAUCGGGGGUGUACGCUUCUUGAGACUGCCACCGGUUUCUUGCGUGCCGGCCGCUUUAUGGCCUAUAACGCGGCACCAUAGCCUCGGCUAUCCAAUAAAAAAUCCUUAUUUCGUGGUUUAUUCAUCCGUCCGGUGUAAGGAGUGUGAUCGACAUAUUUGCAACAAUAGAGUAAUCGUUGACGAAAAGGCUUCUGGUGACAAAUCAUAUUCAGCGGUGGAAAUGAUACCGAGAAUCGGCGACUUUCGUUACUUACCGUGUACUUACAUUCGUAAAAUUUAAGUUGGUUGUUGAAACUCGUAUUUUCAAGGUUAGAAGCGACGAAUACCCUGAACACGACGGUGGUGCGCUCGGCAUUUUUACGACGCGCUUAGGUUAAGUGUCAUUCGACGUAUCACCAUUGAAUGACAAGUUCAAAAGGAAACAGAUAUUCGUCGUGUCAAUUACUCCAAAGUUUUACCUACGCAUACUGCUCGAAUACACGCAUUCUGUUUCUGAAGAAGAGCAAUAAACGUCAUUCAUUGUGGCGAAGAAACGAGGAGACGAAGCUCGCCAUUGCAAGAGGUCAAACUCAACAUAUUUGUGUGCGCUUUUUGGUGCAAUGAAGAUUUCCGUAAAAACAAGCCGGUUAAUACGUUCAAGUGUUUGAGAAAAGGAAAUUUGUGAAUUUUUCAACAGCUUGGUGAUUAUCGUUUUCAUUUGUCUUAUCGAUAGAUGAUGAGAAUGAUACGAGAUGCUUUUCCGAUAACGCAAGUUUCGACGAAUUAAAGAAAAUUGGGUGAAACGAAUAGAAAAGUCUGACUUUAACCAACUGCAAUGCCAUCGAAUCACCGAAUGCUGAGAUCGUGACUGUAAUUAUUAUUUAUAUUUAUAUGUGUUUCAAAUGUAAGAAACCGGAAGGAAGCGUACAACUAAACGACAAAAAAGUACGGCUGACGUGUGUUAGCAAAUCAUAGGGUUCAUUACCGACGUUAUUUAAUCGUUCGUAUGAUUUUUGUACUUAAUGCAAAACCUAACCUCAACGCAAACAGUACAAAGUACUUAUCGUAAAUCGAAAUCUACAGUACUUUAAUUCUAAUCGAUUGAAAUAACCAAGAAGAUACGCGAAGUUCAUUUUUAUAAUUGGAUUUUAAAACGGCUCCACGAGAAUUUGUACUUAAUACUUUCGAUCUUGAAAAAGCGAAAACAUCGUGCCGGCAUCGUUACCUGUUUAUCGACAGUGUAUGGAGAAUUCAGUGCUGGAAAAUUUGUUCGAUGUGUACAUAAAUAAUUAGUGAAACGCUUUUCGAUUUUAGCAAUUUCGUUGCUACUGGUAAAGCAGCUAUUGGGAAACGAUCGCUUUUCACAGCGGUCACGAGAAAGAUUAUUACGCAAAUUAACGACAUCGCUGCCGAAAAAUUUUUAGACAGUACAACGCAUCGCAUCAAGAUUCCUCGAUGGAGAGUUCUGGUGGUGACAAGCAGAACGAAUCGGACGAGUGCGAUGUGACCGCCAAUAAUCGGCAUCAGAACAAGAUGACGGGCCAGGAGGACAGCAACGUAUUGAAGAUAAGCAAAGAUUUAGGCGACCAGGAGGCAUUGAAGAAUCUGAAGAACUUAGAGAAUAUUAGUCAAAACGACGAGGCUUCGACUAAAUUAUCCAAGGCUGUGUCCCAAGAGAACGAAGAUGACGAGGACGAGUGUAAAGGCUCCGACGAGGACGAGCUCAAAGAGGAAAAAACCGACGGGAAAAAGGACGAGGAAUCGUCGAGCAGUACAACGUCUACGAGCACCUCUGAUGACGAGUCUGAAACCAGUUCAGACGAUAAGACGGAGGCUUCGAAAACCGAACAGACUAAGACGGUCACGUCUGAGACCAAGAAGGAGGAUCAGGCGUCGAAGAACGACGAUACCACCGACGACAGUGAUAUCGAGGAUGACUUGAUUUCGGCGAUCAAUUACAACACCAUCACCUCUCUGGCCGCCCUCAAGGAUAUGCUGCAGUCCUCCGGAGAGGAUUCAGACGGUGUGGAUAGUUUCUUUCAUCAUUACUUUUUGUCCCACGUGAACAGGUUACCGUCGAGGAAUCAGACUCAUAGUCCUUAUCCGUGGGGUAGAAGAUUGUCGGAGUGCAGGGAAGAGGAUGAAUACGAGAACGAAGAUGCGAAAAACGUGGAAAUACCGAUCGCCAAGGUCAUUAGCGAGAGCAAGAAGGAUGUCGCGAAGAUCGAAGAACCAGAGGAGAAGAACGAGAGCGUCUCCUCGAAAGCCUCUAGUCCGUGUAUAUCCGAGAAAUCUAGCUCGGAGAAGAUCGACCAAAAGUCGAAUCCAGAGCCUAGCGUCUCUGAGCCGAAGCCUCAGACCACGGCUCCCACGGUGACUACAACGACCGUUUCGACGACCACGUCGGUCGCCACGUCCACGACCACUACUACCACCACCACUACCACGUCGUCCAGGUUCACCACGUCCACUGUCACGUCGCCGACGUCCACCACCAAGCCUCCGCUGAGGAGAAGGCACACCACUGGGCCCGGUAUGACCUUCCCGGCUACCGAUCCGCCGACCUAUUCGACCAGCAUGACCUUCUCGAGAACCAGCCCUCUUCCUAGUCCGCAUCUCGAUAAAAGGUUCUUCGACAGCAGUUUGAUAGAAAUGAAGAGCCAGGCGAGUAGUUCUAGCACUCUUGAUUAUGACUCCACCGAGGAGGUCUGGGUACGCAGGGUAGAUUUCGUGCAGGAAAGGAAGAGAAAGGUAAGUGGAAUUGCUUCUCCUCGCUUAUUACGUGUCCUUGGAAUUUCAGUCGCUUCUUUUCUAGAGACCAACUUUGAUUGGAGAAGUAAUGCUACGUGUGCUGGUCGUGUGUGCAUUAGGUUGCUGAGAUACUAG